Callithrix jacchus (white-tufted-ear marmoset) is the source of this 1185-nucleotide messenger RNA. The record is from RefSeq and is a predicted model, not a curated record. Lineage: Eukaryota; Metazoa; Chordata; Mammalia; Primates; Cebidae.
AUGCAGCUGUGUGUGCUAAGGCUCGGGUACAUGUCAGACUGCGCAGGCCUGAACACAGGGUUUGAGCUAGGCUAUGGGAAGAACCCCAUGCGUGUUCCCCAGGAUUACCGGGGUAGAGAUGGAGGCGAGCGCAACCUUCUGCAGCCCGGGAGUACCCUGCGGGGUGGACCCUCCAGUUCCUACUGGCGGGAAACCCUAGACCUGUCCCUAGAGCCUCCUUCGCAGGAGAGGCACAACUUUCCCAGGUUCUGGAGACGGCGCUCCUACACCCCAAUCCCGCCCAGAUGGAAAAGUGAGAGGUACGGGCGGCCCACCGUGAUCGCGGGAGGAGAACGCGACGAGGCUCCUCGCAAAGUUGGAGGCCAGGCCGGAGCGAGGUUCCGGGGAGCGGAGCCCUCCCAGCCUCGGGCCCCCAGUCGCGGACGGCUGCCGGUGCCAAAGACUCCGCCAUUAUCCGCGGCUCGCAGCUGCGAUUUGGCCGCAGAGUCGGGCACCGAGGAAGGCGUAAAGUUGAGCUUGGGCAGGUGCAAUGAUCCCCAGGGACUGGCAUGCCCCGGCCCGGGCUGCCCGCGGGAGGGUAGCGAGCGGUGCCAAGGGCUCCGCCAUUACCGCCGGCGCGCAGCUCGGAGCCUAGCGUGGCUGGGAAGGGUCUGGGGUCCCUGCAAAGUUGGAGCGGGGCGGGUGCGCAGACCCUCAGGACCUGAGCCCCGGCCCUGGGGCCGCCCGCUAGGUGGAAAACGAGGCCGCUCGAACCAAGUUGGGACGCGCAGCAAAGCCCGAGCCUUCCGCGAACACCAAGGUCUCCGGCGGGAGCGGGGAGCCCUGGGGACGGAGACGGGGCGCGGGACGCCUAAAUCAGGAACUCACCUGCCGCCGAGCCGGGCAGCGCCGAGGCUGCCUCUUCACGCUGCGCACCCGCCCGCCCGCCUCCUACUCUUCCUCCUCCUCCUCCCGGGCGCCCGCGGCUGCCACGCUCCGGGUUCUGAAUCCUCGGAGUCCGCCGCCCCGCGCGGCUGGAAGGGGCCGGUUGCACCCACUGGCCUCCGGCCUUGCCAAGAAGAGCAAACCCACUCAGGCUUCGAGUUGUGCAGAGAAGAGGCAAAGAGGAAAACCUCCCCCCUUUGUCACUAAUAAAUGCUUUUCAGAUCGUCUUGCACAUCCAGCAGGGGAAGGGGGGGGUGUGAC